This is a messenger RNA of Plasmodium gonderi, 696 nucleotides long. RefSeq names its product variable surface protein. The coding region runs from base 1 to 696 and encodes 231 amino acids. The record is from RefSeq and is a predicted model, not a curated record. The transcript has 2 exons. NCBI's taxonomy places the organism in Eukaryota, Apicomplexa, Aconoidasida, Haemosporida, Plasmodiidae.
AUGAGGGAAGCAAGUGAAGAACGUUUCGGAACAAGGAUAUCUGAUAUAUGCAUGAAACAUAUUAAUUAUCCCCAAGAUAUUGAUGAAAGAAUAUUUCCAACAUUUGAAAAGAUCGAUAAGCUGUAUAAUGCUUUUAGUAAUUUUAAAGAUCCCUUACGUCCAAGUAAAUCCAAGCUUGAUGAUUUUAUAAGGUGUAUGAGACAAUUAGAAUCUCAUCAAAUUGAAUAUAACGAGAUUUUUAUAAAAGUUCUUAAAGAUGUUAACAAGUUAUUCAUAGAUUUUGUGAUUAGUUUAGAUCGUACACAAUUUCAUGUAAAAAUUUUUUUACAUUAUAUUAGUGAUGAAAUGAGAAUUAAUGGAAUAUUGAGAAUAAAAGUGAACAAAACUGUUAAAGACACAGUUACAGAAGCAGCAAUAAUAGCAGAUACAUAUAAAGAUGGACAUAUUGGUAGAGGUACUGGUAAAGAUGUUGGAAUAGGUUUUUUAUCAUUUGCAAUAUUAGUCAUUGUAUUCAUAUUGUAUAAGUAUACCUCUUAUUUUUCAUUUUUACAAUCAAGAAUAGGGAAAUUAAGAAAAGUACUGAAAAAAAAUAACAAAAAUAAUCUGGAAUUCAUGGAUAUAUUUGGUGCUAAAUACAAAAAUUCAAUUGAUGAUUCAUAUAGAAUAGCAUAUAUAUCAGUUAAAUAUAGGUACUAA